Messenger RNA from Prorocentrum cordatum, 876 nucleotides. NCBI's taxonomy places the organism in Eukaryota, Dinophyceae, Prorocentrales, Prorocentraceae. The record is from the annotation of a GenBank genome assembly.
GUGUGUGGCGCGUAGCAGAGAAAACGCCAAAGGUGGAUUUGGCGGAGUGGCUCAAGGACGCGCCAGACCGGAAUGUCAGAAUUGUCGACGCUGUCAAAUUCUCCGGAUAUGUGCUGCUCGACAAGAUGGCAUGGGAGAAACGGGAGGCUGAGAUCGCGACCGGCGUUGUGCAGGGCCCGUUCAGUGUGAAUGAAGUGGACUUACUGGCCAUCGCGGUGCACCCGAGCUUCCCAGUAUGGGAGCGAGGUUCACAAGGCCAAUGGAAAGCACGCAACAUUGAACACUUGAAGGCAAGUGGGGCCAACGCAACAGUGCACACGUGCGAGGCGUACGCCCCUGACGACGUAGACAUGGCGAGGGCAGCCGUCAGGUUCUGCAAAGAGCUCUGGGGCGGCGACGAGCCUUUGGCGGGUUUCUCUUCUGACUACAGCGGGGCCUUCCGGCAAAACCCCCUGUCGCCCGAUCAGAUACCAUACAUGUGGUCUGCCGUGCGACACCCGGGCCGCAGAGAGCCAGUGUUGUUGAGGAAUCUUGGACAGGUGUUUGGCGGCGCAGGGGCGCAGUUCAAUUAUGUCCGAGACCUUUCAGCAAUGUGUUCGGUAAUGCGUCAUUCCUUCGACGUCCCAAUGCAUCAUUAUAGUGACGACGCAUGGGCUGUGGAGCGCGCGUCGACUGCGCAGCCUGCGUGGUUCUGUUGGCUGUGGCUCAACAAAGAGGUGGGGUGGCGCCUCGACCUCGCCAAAUCACCGCUGCCGUCGGGCACCUGGAGGUUAUUGGGCGCAGAGCUCCAUGUGGGCUGCCCGCAGCCCCUGGCCCGACUGUCCCGGGACAGAGUGACGACGCUGUUGGCCGACCUCGAGUGGUACCUGCAGCGCG